AUGUCACCUUCUUUCUCUGUCUCGCCAACUUGCAAGGUUGAACCCCCUAGUACAAAUACUAUUGGUUCAGUGCUCCAACGGCACUUUCCGCCUUCGGUCCAGAUUCAAGAGGUAUAUCCUCUGGAGGGUCAUCUACAUUCCGUCAGUCUCCUGAUACUUUCAAAUGGAGCCCAAUGGCUUCUGAAAUGUCCACCCCGGUCGACAACACCUCUUUUACGGCGAGAACAGCUCCUGCUUGAGACGGAAGCACGAGCUCUGUCCAUUCUAGGGCAGAGUGCAACUCCAUAUGUGCCAUCGUUUGUACAUUACGGCUUUCAAGGUGGCCCUUUUGGGUCUGCCUUCUUGGUCAGACAUUAUGUCACAGGCAUGACCUUGAAGGAGAUGGGACCCCGACUCACGACGCAAGAACGCCGAAAACUGGACAGAGAUCUGGGGUCGCUGGUCCAACAAAUCGGACAGCCCCUUUCGAACUCCUUCGGCUCGCUGGAUCAGGUGGCCUGCGGGCGGGGAAAGCUCUCCUGGAGAGACGCUUUCGUCGUGCUCUUCGAGGACAUUCUGCGAGACUCAGAAGAUGCUUUUGUUCAUCUCCCCUAUUCUGAGAUUAGGCAUCACGUUCGCCGUCUGUCAUAUGCACUGGAAGAAGUCACCCUACCACGGUUGGUAGUGAUUGGCCUAGGCCGUCCGUCACAAGUAUUUCUGGAUCCGGCAUCCAGAAAAUUGUCUGGAGUGACGGGCUUUGGCCAUGCAUUGUGGGGUGACAUAUACAUGGCCGAGGUCUUCGAGGAUCCUUCGCCUGCCAUGCUCGAAGGCUUUGGCACUCGAUUUACGAAGAGCGAGUCACAGGUGACUCGUCAAUUACUUUAUGCUUGCUACCGCUCUGUCCACAACAUCACAAUACACUAUUAUCGCGACAAAGACAUGACUGCUGAGAUGGAGGCGAGGAGACGGCUAACGACGACCUUGGCAGAAAUGACUCGGUUCUCCUCGGUCGCUACACUCCUGACUAUCAGCAGAAUGGCGCACUUCCUGAGAGGGAAACAGGCCGGCAUCCAGAAGGACUUUUCCGAAGGGUUGUCGCCGGACCUGUUCGCCCUCGAUGAUUUCGCUCGCUGCGGUAUCAACUCUCAAGUCAGUGCUAUUGCCUACGACCCGAUUCAGUCCCUCCUUGCAGUCGGAACCAGUGAUACCCAGUUUGGACAUGGUCAGAUCUACGUGUUUGGUCAACGGCGCGUAUCGGUCAUCUUCUCGUUGCCUCGCAAAGCCUCUGCGAAACACAUUCAAUUCUGCGCCGACAAGCUCGUUAGUGUCGACUCGAAAAGUGAAAUCACAAUCUUCUCCCUUGAGACCGGCAAGACAUUGGUUUCGUAUGCACCUCCGAGCCAUGCGAGUGCGUUAUUAACCGACCCGAGUCUCGACUAUGCUUUCAUUGGCUUGCAAAAUGGCGACAUUAUCGCAUACGAUCUGGAUCGUGAAACCUUGACGCCCUUCAGGGUACCGAAUCUGUGGGCUCAACGCAAUGCGCGGACGCGUAUGUGUCCGGUAAUUAGUCUCGCCUUUUCUCCUCGCGACAUUGGCAAGAUCUUGGUCGGGUAUCCGGACGGCGCAGUGACCUUCUCUUUCAAACAAAACGUCGCACAGAAAUACUUCGAAUAUGAAGUGCCUCCAGGCGCGCUGGGUGGGAAUGCGGAGGUACCGAUUUCGGAUUUGCGCAGACCCAGGUUGACCCAGGCUCUCUGGCACCCGAAUGGCAUCUUCGUUUUGACGGUUCAUGAUGACAACAGCCUGGUUUUCUGGGAUUCGAAGGACGGUCGCAAGGUGAUGGCUCGGUCCAUUGACACCCCCAAUGUUGAUCAGCCAGGCGUAAGUCUCGAAAGGCCUUCUUCGGCGGGAGCCACUGGGUUCAAGGAUCCGAUCACACACGUCGCGUGGUGUGUCAAGGACAACGGUGAUGACAGUGGGCUUUUGAUUGCCGGUGGUCGGCCAAAGGCCGAGUCCCUCAAGGGCCUUACCUUUUUGGAUCUGGGCCCUACUCCGAACUAUCAAACGUCUACCUGGCCUAUGAUUUCGAAGUACUUCGAAUCUCCAAGACGUGUCUCGGUCCUACCCACCCCACCUGGAGGUGAGGUGGUCGACUUUUGCCCUAUUCCACGCAGCACUCCUUAUUUUGGUGGCGCACAUGAUCCCAUUGCCCUGAUUGCCCGCUUGUCCUCGGGAGAACUGAUCACCAUGAGCUUCCCGACUGGACACCCUAUCACACCUACAAAUAUGCUUCACCCAUACCUGUCUUUCGUGCACCCGUUCGUGACCAAGGCGACAUUAACCGCAGUUGAUCGCUCUGCUUGGUUGGGCUUGAAAGAGCGCAGGUCACAGGGACCUAAGUUCCUCUUGGGCGGCGCAGAGGCCAAGAAAGCACUGAAACGCUUCGAAGAUCGAAACAUCAUCACCACCGCCCAUGCGGAUGGCACUAUUCGCAUCUGGGACGGAGGCAUUGAUGACGAAGUUGAAAACGGAGAGAUCAUACAAGUGGACUUGGCCCGCGCAGUAGGUCGUGUGGGCAACGUCGAAGUCACUAAGAUGUCUCUAAGUGGUUCAACGGGUGAGCUGUCCGUAGGUCUCAGAACUGGUGAGCUUGUUGUCUUCCGCUGGGGAAGCAACAAGAAUUUCGGAAGUGAGCAGCCCCCAGGUGCCAAUGAAGGGCUCGGUAAGUUGACCUCGAUCACUCAUCGGGUUGAUCCUGGGCUCAAGCAAGGCAUUCUUCCCCUCACCCUCCUCAACAUGCAACAGGGACCAGUGACUGCUCUCAAACACAGCCAGGUUGGGUUUGUCGCAGUCGGUUUCGAAAGCGGAAGUCUAGCAAUCAUUGACUUGCGCGGGCCGGCGAUCAUCCAUACAGCCCAUUUUUCGGAGUUGCUGAAGGCAAACAAGAGGAGCAGCUUCUUCAAACAGCGCAGCUCCGAGUCUUCCUCUCCAGAGUGGCCCACAUGUAUCGAGUUCGGGGUGCUUACACUCGAAGGAGAAGACUACUCAAGUAUCUGCUGUUUUGUGGGUACCAGUAAAGGUAAUCUGGCGACUUUCAAAAUUUUGCCAUCGGAUAAUGGUACCUACUCGGCAGUCUUUGCUGGUGCAAGCUUACUAGACGAUAAGGUCAUCAACAUCAUUCCAAUCAAUGCUGACAGCGGCAAUCCUGCUUCGGCUUCUCCUAACGCUGUUGGAGGCCUCCGCAACGGCAUCAGAGUGAAUGGAGUAGUGGUUGCCGUGACUGUGUCAGGGUGUCGAAUUUUCAAGCCUGCGACAUCCAAGGGCGCUCAUAGGUCUUGGGACGAUUACCUCUGUGAUUAUGCUACGGUAGUCAAGAUUGAGGGCCGCGGCUAUAGCCUUGUUGGUCUUUUUGGCGACGGAAACACACGGGCCUUCUCUAUCCCCGGACUCAAAGAGAUCGGUUGCAGCCCGAUCAAUCAGAUGGCCGACAUGAGACGACUUGCCGAUGCUAGUGCCUCCUCUAAUGGUACCGUCAUGGUCUGGACAAGCCCUUCAGAAGUGGGGUUGUUUAAUGUCUGGGGGGCAGGAACUGGCCUCCGACCUUCUGAGGACCAAUUGUACAAUCCUCAAGCAGUCGUCCCACCCCGACCAACGAUCACGAAUAUCCAAUGGAUCUCCGGCACGCAGUACAUCUCGCCGGCCGACAUGGACUUACUUAUUGGUGGUCCCGAUCGCCCUCCCUCAAAACGCAUGCAGGAACAGAUGCGGUUGGACGAACAGGAGCGUCGAAAGGCAUUCAGAGAAGGCAGGACAAACACCAACCAGUCUUCAGACUCAGGCAAUCAGGAGGGAUACUGGUCCUACAUGCAACGUCAGGUCACGGAGCGUACAGAGCGGCUCAAUCUAGCUGGUGACCAGAUGGAACGAUUGGAAGAGAGCAGCAGCAACUGGGCUCGAGACGUCAACAAAUUCGUCCAGACCCAGAAACGGAAGGCUGUGAUGGGCGGUAAGUACACCUUGAUCUGGAAAUAUGCUAGGCCAUACUGA
Messenger RNA from Aspergillus brunneoviolaceus CBS 621.78, 4026 nucleotides. RefSeq names its product putative SNARE-dependent exocytosis protein (Sro7). The coding region runs from base 1 to 4026 and encodes 1341 amino acids. The record is from RefSeq and is a predicted model, not a curated record. Lineage: Eukaryota; Fungi; Ascomycota; Eurotiomycetes; Eurotiales; Aspergillaceae. Gene Ontology annotation, molecular function: syntaxin binding; GTPase activator activity; myosin II binding. Gene Ontology annotation, biological process: regulation of protein secretion; regulation of exocytosis; establishment of cell polarity. Gene Ontology annotation, cellular component: plasma membrane; cytoplasm. The transcript is spliced from 9 exons.